Molecule: messenger RNA, 2899 nt
Organism: Thermothielavioides terrestris NRRL 8126
Lineage: Eukaryota; Fungi; Ascomycota; Sordariomycetes; Sordariales; Chaetomiaceae
Exons: 6
Coding region: 102-2492 (796 amino acids)
Biological process (GO): protein transport to vacuole involved in ubiquitin-dependent protein catabolic process via the multivesicular body sorting pathway
Cellular component (GO): ESCRT-0 complex
Molecular function (GO): phosphatidylinositol binding; ubiquitin binding
Source: RefSeq, a predicted model, not a curated record
GCAGAGCUAGGCAGACCUAGGCAGACGUCAGAGCUAUCAGAGCUAUCAGUCGAGCACGCCGACACCGAACAUCCGGGAGACCAAGACAAGCAGCUGUCGCCAUGUUCCGAGCGGCCGCCGCCGGGCCCUACGAUGAGGCCAUCAACAAGGCAACCGACGAGAACCUCACGUCGGAAGACUGGGGCGCCAUCAUGGAGGUCUGCGACCGCGUCUCCGGCGACCAGAACGGGCCGAAGGAGUCGGUUCAAAGCCUGAUCAAGCGGCUGGCCCAUCGCAAUGCCAAUGUCCAGCUGUACACACUCGAGGUCGCCAACGCGCUCUCCCAGAACUGCGGCAAGAACAUGCACCGCGAGCUGUCGAGCCGUGCCUUCACCGAUGCCCUGCUCAAGCUCGCCAACGACCGCAACACACACCACCAGGUCAAGGCCAAGAUUCUCGAGCGCAUGAAGGAAUGGUCCGACAUGUUCAAGUCGGACCCGGACCUCGGCAUCAUGUACGAUGCCUACUACCGCCUCAAGCAGAGCAACCCGACCCUGCAGCCUCCCAGCGCCCCGCAGAAGAACAGCCUCACCGAGCUGGACCGCCAGAAGGAGGAAGAGGAGUUGCAGAUGGCGCUCAAGCUGAGCUUGCAGGAGGAAGAGCGGAAGAAGCAGGCGGCGCAAGCGGCGCAAGCGGCAGCGGGACCGUCGGCGGCGGUCGGAGGCUCAGGGCAGCAGCAGCAGCAGCAGCAGGCAGCCCCCGGUCAGCCGGUGCCGUCCGGCACCACCGCCGCAACCGUGUCCCGCGUCAGGGCGCUCUACGACUUCGUUCCGUCGGAGCCCGGCGAGCUGGAGUUCAAAAAGGGCGACGUCAUCGCCGUCCUCGAGAGCGUGUACAAGGACUGGUGGCGGGGGUCGCUCCGAGGGAAAACCGGCAUCUUCCCGCUUAAUUACGUCGAAAAGCUCACCGACCCCACCCCGGAUGAGCUGCAGCGCGAGGCCCAGAUGGAGGCCGAGGUGUUUGCUGAGAUUAAGAACGUUGAAAAGCUUCUGACGCUGCUCAGCGCGAGCAACACUGCGCCACGGGAGGAGGAUAACGAGGAGAUCUCGAAACUCUACCACCAGACCUUGGCUAUCCGGCCGAAGCUGAUCAAGCUGAUCGAGAAGUACUCGCAGAAGAAAGAUGACUUUACCCAACUCAACGAGAAGUUCAUCAAGGCCAGGAGGGACUACGAGGCUCUACUGGAGUCGUCCAUGUCGCAUCCGCCGGGCCCGACCUAUCAUCAAUACGCCAUGCGUCCGCAGAUUCCUCAGGGUUACCCGCCCCCUGGACAGGGCUACGGCGCUCCUCCUCAACCGCAAGAUCCCCAGCGGUUCUACAACCCGGCGCCUGCUCAAGAGCCGUCGCAAUAUCCACCGUCGUCCCCUCCCCCUAGUAGUUUCCAGCGGCCCGGCCCCGGCCCCGGAUCCGCCCCGGCUCCGUUCUACGUAGCUGGGGCCGAGGUUCCGUCGCAACCGAGCCAUCCACCAGUACAGACCCCACAGCAGCCACCACCCCAGCCGCAGUAUGCGCAGCGCCCGCCGGAACAGCGGGUGCCAUCCGGCGGCAAACAGCCAGCGCCGCUGCACACGUCUGCGUCGCCACCUCCGGCGAUGCAGUACACCCCCUACCAAGCCCCGCAGGCCUCGGCACGUCCCCAGAGCACCUACGGCAGCGGGCCCCAGGAACUCUCCACUUCCGUUUACGACUCGCCCAUCGCCCCGCAAACCGUCAACCCGGCCGCGCCGUACCCGUCCUCGGCCUACACCCCCCCGGACGAAGACCCCUACACCGCCGCGGCCUCAACCAACAUCACCCCGCCGGGCGCGCCCUCCGUCACGACCCCGCCUGUCUCCGCGCCCUCCGCCCCGAGCCCAGACCACAGACACCCGUCAUACGGCCACCUCCCCUCCCCAACGCACACGCAGCCGCAGUACACGCCCUACGCCCCGUCGCAACCACAACAGCAACAACAACAACAACCAGCGGCCGGUGCGUACGGCGGAGCAUACGGCGCCGCCGCCGCCGCCGACGGCCCGCAUCCGCACGCGCCCCACCACCAGCAGCACGGCCAGUCCCGCCCCGCGCCGGGUCCGGGCCCGGCUCCGCUCUCCCCGCCGCCGCUGCAGCCGAGCGGACCGGCCUACGACGCCCGCCAGACGCUGCCCAGCAGGACCGCUGCCGGCGGAGCGGGUCAGCAGCAGCAGCAUCAUCAUCCAAGCCAGCCGAGCCAGCCGCAGUACAAGGCUUAUGUGCCGCCCGGAUCUGGGCAGGCACCGGGACAGGCGUCGGGGUUGGGGUUGGGGUCGGGGUCAGGAUGGGGCGUGGGGAGUGACCCGGCCGGAGGAGGGGCUGCGCAGGGCUCGUCGUCGUCGUCGUCGCCGCCUCCUGCUGCUGCUGCGGCGGGCGUGAGUGCGCCUUCGCCUGCGCCGGCUGGCGUGGCGGAGGGGUAUUAUCGCACUGCGGCGUACUAGGUCUGUCAUUGUACUGUGUGGUGUUGGGUUGGGUGCUUCUGUUCUGGGCUUGCGUGGGAGUGUUUUGUGUGUGUGGUGGUGAGAGACGGGAGGAGGAGGACGAGGACGAGGACGAGGACGAGGAGGACGAGGACAACGACGAGGACGAGGAGGUUGUGUUGUUGGCCUUGGGAUUACUGGGCUGGAUCUUUAUCUUGUCUUGGAUUGAACGUGCUGGACUUUUUUUUCUCUACCUUCCUUAAUGUUAUUUACCAAAGUCACCCCCUUCCCCCUUGAAGCUGCAGUAAAGUUGGCGUGAGGUAGGCUGGAGUCGGGCUAGGAAGUGAGUUGGUUGGUUUGGCAAGCCGGAGGAGGUUGUAAUGAUGGUGGUGCGUGGUGCGGGGAGAUCUUGGGGGGCUGCUUUGUUA